UCAUGCUGCUGCCAGGUCCCGAGUGUCUCAUGGGUCCCUGUACGGCCUCCCAUUGCUGCUGUCUCCAUCGCCACACUCUGCCAUGUGCCACUUUCAGGUCUCCUUACACUGUUGGUGGGUUCCAUUUUGUGAUAGGGUGCUGUAUGGCCUUCCAUUGCUGCUGCUUCCACCGCCACCCUGCGCCAUGUGCCUCUGUCGUCUGCUCACGCUGCUGACGGCUUCCGCUUUUUAACCGAGGCCUGUGUUUGGCUUCCGAAUACUGCUGCCUCCACCGCCACCCUGCGCCAUGUGUCUCUGUCGUCUGCUCACGCUGCUGACGGCUUCCGCUUUUUAAC
This is a messenger RNA of Staurois parvus, 335 nucleotides long. NCBI's taxonomy places the organism in Eukaryota, Metazoa, Chordata, Amphibia, Anura, Ranidae. The record is from the annotation of a GenBank genome assembly.